AGGAACAAUUCACCAAGUCUUCAGUGAUAUCUUCAGGAAGGACUCCAGUGUGUGGACACUGCAGACUUUUUCUUCUUGCUGAAGGAAUAUGGCUUCAACUGAAGACUUUACAGCUACCUAUGACCUCACCACAAACUCCACUUAUGAGUAUUACGACUAUGAAGAUGAAGUGUGCAAUAAAACACGCGUUGUGCAGUUUGGAGCGAGCUUCACACCAGUGUUCUUCUCCAUUGUGGUGGUCCUCAGUCUGUUUGGCAACAUCCUGGUCAUUGUGAUUCUGGCCAAGUAUGAGAAUCUGAAAUCCCUCACCAACACUUUCAUCCUGAACCUGGCUAUAUCGGAUCUCUUCUUCACCGCAGGUCUGCCCUUCUGGGCCUACUACCACAUGUAUGGAUGGACUUUAGGGGAACCUGCAUGCAAAAUAGUCAACUUUGUCUUCUACGUCGGCUUCUACAGCAGCGGUAUUCUCCUCAUCCUGAUGACUGCUCACCGUUAUGUAGCUGUCAUGAAUCCUCUGUCUGGCAUUGUGUCUACCACGGGCUUCUACAGUGUCCUCACAUGUGUGGUCAUUUGGGCAGUGAGCAUAUUGGUUGCCAGUCCAGCCUUCUUGUUCAUCGAAGUCCAGAACCAGAAUUUCUGUGAAUACAGGAAUUCUUACUGGACUCUAUGGGGAAUCUACCAGCAAAAUGUUCUUUUCAUUCUGAGUUCGGUGGUAUUCGUGUUUUGCUAUUCUCAGAUCAUGUGCAGGUUGCUGCGUCCUACUGCCCAAAGAAGAAAGAACAAAACUUUAAAACUCAUUUUUACCCUCAUGGUUGUUUUCUUCGUUGGCUGGGCACCUUACAAUAGUGUUAUAUUUCUGCGGUCAUUGUAUUCCUGGCCUAAACCACCUGCAAACUCAAACGAUGUGGCUGAAGGUUGUGACACAUCAGAACUACUGGAUUACGCCUUUUACAUCAGCCGGCUUUUUGCCUUUUCACACUGCUGCCUAAACCCUGUGUUUUACGUGUUUGUAGGUAUUAAAUUCAAAAACCACUUGAAGAAAAUGCUGAAGGGCUUGGGCCACACCAAUAGCAGCAUCGGCAAUAGGCAAAGCCGAGUCACAAUCACAUCGCAGACAAGUGGUGAAGAGUUUUCGAUGUAGUUGAGAGCACAAGUGAAACUGGAAUGACGAAAGAAUACCAAAUAAAAAAUCUAAUAUAUAACGCUAACAACAAAUACUCCAGGCUUAAAACAGUAAAGGACCGGAGGGCUCUGCAGCGGGAGAUUAAAACUGCUCAGAAGAUCAUUGGUACUCAUCUCCUGAGCAUCAGUGAUAUCGGUGAGGAGAGGAGCCAAUGCUGAGCUCAAAGUAUACUAAAGGACUGUACCAAGGCCAGCCACAGCCUGUUCACCCUGCUGCCUUCUGGGAAGAGAUAUAGUCGUUUCUACUGCCACACCACCAGACUGCAGAGCAGGUUUCUAUAUUAAAUAUUAGAAGCUAUCAGACUCUUGAGCUCAAAUUCCUCCACAGCACUUCCAUUGAUGAUAGUUUAUUUCUGUUUGGGGUUGGAAAAAAACUAUAAUGAUAAUCAUAAAAUCAGCCUUUAAACUUGACAUUUACCGUGAUAAUUAUCGAUAUCAAAUGAUGUGAUUUUUUUAUUGUAAUAUCAUUUUUGGCCUUGUCGCCCAGCCCUAUUUCUGUUUAUUUUUAAUAUUGCCUUUAUAUUGCUGUAUAUUGUCUGCUUCAUAGCAGAAGGGAGUUACAAACUCAAUUUCAAUUUACAAACUGUUGUAAAGAGACCGUUUUUUGGUAAACGCUGUAAUAUAAUUGUUUAUUCUAUAUCUCUGUUUUUAACAGCCAUUAAUGAACACCAUUUUCCACAAGCCCAGGACCAUCAGGGCUCCAGCUGCAUUUAUGCCAUGUGACACAUUAGACCCCUCAACAACUACUGAUUCAGUCAUAUAAAUGCCACAGCCUACCCGAGUAUUGCUGCUACCUAUCUUCUAAUGGCUACUUCCAGCAGUAUAACACAACAUGUCACAGAACACACAUCAUCUCAAUCUGGCUGGCAACAAGUUCAGUGUUUUCCAUAGUCACCAGGUCUCAAUCCAGUUGAGCACUUUUGGUAUGUGGGACAACUAGAAGCAGCAUCAAUGUGCAGCUGACAAAUCUGCAGCAACUGUGUAAUGCUGUCAAGUCAACAUGGACCAGAAUCUCUAAGGAAGGUUUCCAACACCUUACUGGAGCCGACCCAUAAAGAAUUUAGGCUGUUCUGGGGCAAAGGUGGGGUCCUACCCAUUAUAAGGAAGGUGUAACUGAUGCACUGGCCACUGAGUGUAUAUGUAUGAGGCUUUUAUUUGACAACAGUGAUAUGUAAUGUAUUAUUUCAUCCAUAAUUUUAUCCAAUAUUCAUCUUGUAGUUUUCAAUCACUAUUAAUCAAGAAGAAUGAGCCCUGUGUCUCUGUCUGCUUGCACGUGAUUUCAAAAGAAUGCUGAUAAACUGAUUAUAUAUUGUAUUAGGGAUAAAAUGACUGUAUGUGAUGUGAUUCUUUGAAUAACUGUGUUACUUUAUGUCUUCAUACCAAUCAUUUCAAUCAAAUAUUUAAUAUUUUUAUUAUUACUGU
Messenger RNA from Micropterus dolomieu (smallmouth bass), 2604 nucleotides. It is a transcript of the gene xcr1b.1, whose product is annotated as chemokine (C motif) receptor 1b, duplicate 1. NCBI's taxonomy places the organism in Eukaryota, Metazoa, Chordata, Actinopteri, Centrarchiformes, Centrarchidae. Bases 89 to 1141 code for a protein of 350 amino acids. The record is from RefSeq and is a predicted model, not a curated record. The transcript is spliced from 2 exons. Gene Ontology annotation, cellular component: membrane. Gene Ontology annotation, molecular function: chemokine receptor activity. Gene Ontology annotation, biological process: G protein-coupled receptor signaling pathway; immune response; chemotaxis.